This is a messenger RNA of Podospora bellae-mahoneyi, 1539 nucleotides long. RefSeq names its product trifunctional hydroxymethylpyrimidine kinase/phosphomethylpyrimidine kinase/thiaminase (gene THI20). Gene Ontology annotation, molecular function: hydroxymethylpyrimidine kinase activity; thiaminase activity; phosphomethylpyrimidine kinase activity. NCBI's taxonomy places the organism in Eukaryota, Fungi, Ascomycota, Sordariomycetes, Sordariales, Podosporaceae. The coding region runs from base 1 to 1539 and encodes 512 amino acids. Gene Ontology annotation, cellular component: cytosol. The record is from RefSeq and is a predicted model, not a curated record. The transcript is spliced from 8 exons. Gene Ontology annotation, biological process: thiamine biosynthetic process.
AUGCCACCUGGAAGAAUCCUCGUCAUCGCCGGGUCUGAUUCCUCUGGCGGAGCCGGCCUGGAAGCAGACCAAAAAGUCAUCGCCGCCCACGGCUGCUACGCCAUGACGGCCACCACAGCCCUCACAGCCCAGAACACCCUCGGCGUGCACGAGAUACACCAUGUCCCCGCCGAGUUUCUUCGGAAGCAGAUUGAUGCUGUUGUGACGGACGUCGGGGUGGAUGUUGUCAAGACUGGCAUGCUGGCAUCAGCUGGGACUAUCGAGGCUGUGUCUGAAGUGAUUCGGGAAUAUAAACUCAAGACAGUGGUUGUCGACCCAGUUAUGGUUGCCACGACGGGGUCGCCUUUGUUGCCUAAUACCUCGCUUUCGCUUCUUAGGGAGAAACUCGUGCCUUUGGCUACGGUUCUCACGCCUAAUCUGCCUGAGGCGAGGUUGCUACUUGCUGAUGCUGGGUUUGGGCACUUGCCGGUGGAGAAGGUGAGUGAUUUGGAGGGGAUUGCCAGGGCGGUGGGGAGUUUGGGGCCGAAGUGGGUUUUGAUCAAGGGGGGGCAUUGUCCUCUUAAUGGGGAGGGGAUGAUUGCGGCGGAGGAGGGGAAGAGGGAGAAGGUGGUGGAUGUGCUUUGGGGGAGGGAUGAGAAGGGGGGGGAGGUGCUGAGACGGGUCGAGACGCCGUACUGGGAGAGUAAGCAUACGCACGGAACGGGGUGUUCUUUAGCUUCGGCGAUUGCGUGUAACUUGGCGAAGAGGAUGGAUAUGCCCCAGGCGGUGGAAGCGGCGUGUCGAUAUGUUGAGGCUGGGAUAAAGACUGCGCCGGGACUGGGGAAGGGGAAUGGGCCGUUGAACCACUUCCACUCGACGUAUACUUUGCCAUUCGCGCCGGGCCACUUCAUUGAGUACCUGCUCGAAAGACCAGACGUCGCUCCAGUGUGGAAGCGCUAUGUCACUCACCCUUUUGUGUUGGCCAUGGGCGAUGGCACAUUGCCGUUGGAGUCAUUCAAGGGGUAUUUGAUCCAGGAUUAUCUGUAUCUGACACAUUACGCCCGAGCAAGUGCCCUUGCUGGGUAUAAAGCCAAAAAGAUUGAGGAUAUUGGCGCCGCUGCUACUAUUGUAACACACAUCUUCCACGAGAUGGAGCUGCACAUCAACUACUGCAGCGGCUUCGGUAUCUCGAAGCAGGAUAUCGAGAGCUGCGAGGAGAAGGAAGCAUGCACGGCGUACACAAGAUACGUCUUGGAUAUCGGCAACUCAGAGGACUGGCUGGCUUUGCAAGUUGCCAUGGCCCCGUGCCUCUUGGGGUAUGGAGAUAUCGCCAAGAGGCUGUUUUCUGACCCCAGGUCCAAACGAGGAGGAAAUGUUUACUGGGCCUGGAUCAAGAACUAUGUGGAGGAUGACUAUCUGCUGGCUCUCAAGACUGGCUCCGACCUGCUGGAACGACACGCCGUGCUUCAAAGCCCCGCCCGAAUAGAUGAGCUGGCCAGCAUCUUUAUCCAUGCUACAAAGAUGGAGAUUGCGUUCUGGGAAAUGUACAGCUCCUCCUGA